This is a messenger RNA of Portunus trituberculatus (swimming crab), 3135 nucleotides long. RefSeq lists its product as uncharacterized. NCBI's taxonomy places the organism in Eukaryota, Metazoa, Arthropoda, Malacostraca, Decapoda, Portunidae. Bases 295 to 1857 code for a protein of 520 amino acids. The transcript is spliced from 7 exons. The record is from RefSeq and is a predicted model, not a curated record.
GUGCGUCCCCAACUCUCUCUCCCUUUCUCUCUCUCUCUCUCUCUCUAUCUAUCUAUCUAUCUCUCUUUCUCCCUCCCUCUCUCCCUCGGCCCGUGGAAACUUGGAACUUCGGAAGCAAGGACGAACGGAAGCGUGAAAACGUGAACACAAACCAGCUUAGGAAGCCUAUGCUGUCUGUGACCUUGGAUUUUAUGAGACUAUUUAUCUUUUUGCCGAAACAAAAAUUCCUACAAAGGCUACGAAAAAGAGUGUGUUUUGGAAGGAGGAAGGGGUGGAGGGCACAGCAAGGCCGCCAUGCCUCACCUCCUCCAGCCCCGUCAGCUGCUGUGGUCCAGCAUUAGUGCAACAAGCAGCAUGGUGCUGACACAAGUGCUGACCGUGCCUGACCAUGCCAAGGAAGCCAAGAUUCGUCUAUUACUGCACCAAGUGCUGCCACCAAUACUGCUGCAAAAUGUGCUGAAUUGUGUCUUACACCAACUGGCUGUGCACCAUCCACUGAGCACAUCUCCCUCCAUCAUCUCUUGCCUUCUGCGGAUACUUGCGCACCCCAACAUCAACAAGUUGCAGCUGUCUGACCUGAGCUUUGCUGGGACAGUUGAGCUGGAAGCCCUGGACAAAGUUGAGUCAACACUUAUUGAACUUCUCCCAUCCUUUAACUGCCUCACCCACCUUGAUUUAUCUACUCACGGACAGAAAGUAACCCUGCCCUCAUGUUCCUCAGGAGUGCUGGAGGCAGUGGGACACUGCUGUCCAAAGUUAUUGCUGCUUAAUCUUAACCACAAUAACAGGGUAACCUCAGAAGGAUUGUUGCACCUUUACCCAGGCGAGCAACGACCAGGUUGUCUCAAGCUGGAGCAGAUCUUCGUUCAAGACUGUGGUGCUGAGCCUGAGGAUGUGGCUAUGCUGCUGCAUUUCUUCCCAGCAUUGCGAUUGGUUGGCUUCAGAGAGCUGGGUACGUCCCUGCAGAUACUACAUUCUCAACCUCGCUGGUUCAGGGGAAGGCGGCGCCGGAAGCCACACCGUUACAGACUACAGCUAACACACGUGGACAACACUUUGUCACGGGUACAGCGAUGUGAUGGGGAAAUUGUGGAUUUCCUGGUGGAGUCAUGCCCAGAGGUGGAGAACCUCAAGAUUCGUGUGUGUGAUGAGGACGUGGGGCAGCUAGACAGACUAGGGCAGCUGCGGCACCUGGAACUGAGAUUCUACACGGGCAUCCACCAUCCUAUAGGCACCACUACUGUCAACUACCUGACAGGACCUGGUGGUGCUGGUCUGGUCUCCCUUACAAUAUUCUGCCACCGCCUUCACGCCUAUCACGCAGCUACUAUUGCCAAAAGCUGUCCCAACUUGACAAAGCUGUACUUCUACGCCAACAUGGCUGUGGCUGACAUUCCCCUCUCCUCCCACAUCAACAACAUGCAGAAAUUAGAGGUGCUUAGUUUGCGUCUAGGACAUGACGAGCUGACCAUGAGUCCUACUGCCUGUGAUUUGCUCCUCUUCCUAGUGAAGGAUGUGCACCGCCUCCAGGAGCUGUACCUGUUGGUGCGAUCCCUUGGGGUGACUCACAGCUUCAUUGCAUCACUGCUUGCCAAAAACUCACUUCCUUCUCUCAAGGUUUUCAUAGCUGAUGCACCAAGAAGGACUCUGGCAGCCCCUAUGCUGGAGCUAAACAUUGAAACAGCAUACCUGAUCAUCAACACAUGUCCAAACCUGCAGAUGCUUGGGAACCUUAUCUGCUGGAACAUUACUACAGAGGAGGUUGCUGAACUGCAGGCAAUGAAGCGACUAUGCAACUUUGACCUCACCAUCCUCUACAAGCACUCAAACAAGAUCAAUGACAAGUUUACCAACUAGUCAGCCAGCCAACCCACCAAUCAGGCAGCAUUGAUCUUUCCCACCAGUGGCGUGUUAACCCAUGGCAGGACCCAGGGCUACAACCUCCUUAGGACCCCUCAACAUCUCUCCCAAACACCCUAAAGCAAACCCACAUGCUAUCCUUAGGCCAUCCCAGACUAUGCAUCAAAAUUUCACACAAAUUGAACCAUUAUAUAAUUUAAUGCAUCCUUAUUGUCUCUCAUAUCAAAGAGGAUUCCUAUAAAUUAAAUUCAGUGAUGCAUAGCAUGUGAUUGGUGUAUCUGUGGUGUAAUGAUGCAUUUGCCCUUGGUCUAGGUGCUUCAGCCUAGUCAGCCUUAUAGAGAAUGCAGUAUUGUUCCCAAUGUCAAAGUUGUAAGAAAAUUCCUAUAAUGUCAAAGAAGUCACAAGCUAUUAAAUGAAAGGAUUAUUAAUCAUACCUGAAACAAAAUGGUACAAAAACAAGCCUUGCAAACUAUAUAUGCCAGAGAAAUAAUUAUUUAUAUAAAGUACACAUCAGUAAUCAGUAUUUUGAACAACUUUCAGCAAAUUUAACAAAAGGUAGCUACAAGCAGUCAUGGCAGGUGAUGGUGAUAGAAGUAAUUUCACUAACUACACUUGCAAACAAUUAGGCAAGUGAUAAGGAUAGGAGAGUUUUAAAAGAUGUUGAGUAUUUAAUAAGAAUUGGUUAGGUAAAGGUAGGUACCCUUGAUGAUGUUAAAGCAAAAUAUAAGUAUUGAAAUUACUCCAUAGACCCUACUCCCUUUGUGGACGGUGCUGUGUUUGGUAACGGUGUAGAAAGUAUGACAUCUAGAUCUACUGGAAGCCUAGUCAUCCUUAACCAAUGGACAACAAUGUGCUAAUGUCAUUUAAAAAUUUCAGUGUUCAAGUUUCAAGAUUCACUGUUUCCUUCUGCCAGUGUCCGUGGAGCAUCACAGUUACUUAUGUGUUACUAUAUUAUACACUGUGGUGUGAUUGCAAGACUUAAUAUGUUGAUGCCAUCCUGUUCAAAUUACACCUGGUAGUGCUCCAUUUUUCUGUACAAUGUCAUUAAGAAUUAGCAAUGUUUUGUAGUGAAUCACACCUGUUCUCAGUAACACUUAUUGAGAUGAUGUUAAGCAAAGUCAACAGACUAAUAAUCAUUGCAUAGAGAGUUACAAGGUCCUAAACCACCAUGCCAACACUUGAGUAUGUCAUUAUAAAUUAUACAUUCUCAAAUUAUUUUUGUACAAAGAUGUAUCUACCAUGAAGUAUUGUGAUAAUAAAUAUUAGUGUCUGGGA